CUCCACAUUGACUGCGCUCCUCGAGCUGAUGCCGUAUUCAUUCGAUUCGAUAAUCAACCAGAAGAUGCCUGGGCUAUCGACCAGAUCUUUGUGGAUGCAAGCUAUCGAUUAGGACCUACAGAGGAGCACGAGCAGAAGUGGCACUUCGAACAUCCCGUCCUGGUCCCCUGUUCGUCAUGGUUGGACGAUACCGUCACCUAUCAAAUAGGUCCCAGAAAUGGGCUUUUCAUUAGCCAUAAUUAUCGCUACAAUGCUGAGCCGGGUGACUGGAUUCGAGAUUGGGUGUAA
Haemonchus placei is the source of this 288-nucleotide messenger RNA. The record is from the annotation of a GenBank genome assembly. Lineage: Eukaryota; Metazoa; Nematoda; Chromadorea; Rhabditida; Trichostrongylidae.